CUCCAAGAGUCCAAGACAUCAUGGCAAGCAUUAGGACCGUGAAAGGAUUGGUCGGCAUUGUGACAGGUGGCGCCUCCGGGCUGGGGCAAGCCACUGCACAGCGGCUUGUCCAGCAGGGCGCGAAGAUCGUCGUCUGUGACCUGCCGGGCUCUAAAGGUCAAGACAUCGCUGAUAAGCUUGGUCCAAAUGCUACCUUCGCACCAACAGAUGUGACGUCGGAGACGGACGUGAAGAAGGCGAUCGAGACGGCGAAGGGGAUGUUCGGACGACUAGACAUGGCGGUCAGCUGCGCGGGAAUCGGCGUCGCUUUCAAGACGUACAACUUCAACAAGCAGCUGCCGCACAGUCUCGCGGACUUCCAGCGCGUGCUGGUGGUGAACAUGGUGGGCACGUUCAACGUGAUCCGGCUCCCCUCUCUCCCUCUGUGA
Priapulus caudatus is the source of this 428-nucleotide messenger RNA. RefSeq names its product 3-hydroxyacyl-CoA dehydrogenase type-2-like. NCBI's taxonomy places the organism in Eukaryota, Metazoa, Priapulida, Priapulimorpha, Priapulimorphida, Priapulidae. The record is from RefSeq and is a predicted model, not a curated record. The transcript has 4 exons. Gene Ontology annotation, biological process: fatty acid metabolic process; androgen metabolic process; estrogen metabolic process. Gene Ontology annotation, cellular component: mitochondrion. Gene Ontology annotation, molecular function: estradiol 17-beta-dehydrogenase [NAD(P)+] activity. The coding region runs from base 21 to 428 and encodes 135 amino acids.